UUCUUCUUCGUCAACACCCUCCUCCAAUUCUUCUUCUUUGUCCUCCUCUUCAACAUCUUCCUCGUCCUCAAGCCUGUCUUCUGACACCAGCAACAAGUGUUCAGAAAGGCAUCCAAGUGAGAAGCCCCAGCAUUCACAGUCUUGUACAGACAUUUCCAGGAAGCACAACUACUUUGCAAAUGAAGACAACGACACAGCCCCUCUGAUAGAUAAAAGAGGUCAUCAAAACAGGCACAGUGGCAAACAGGAGAAAGGCAAGUAUUCUCACAAUGGCCCCACUCAUGGCACCUUGAAGAACAGACAGAGAACCAAAAGAGGCUCAGGAAAUUAUGGAUGUUUCCGCAAAGCCAAAUCAAUGGAGGCUCUCGCUCGGCCCAAAGAAAGGGAAUGGCAUGGAAACGAAGAUGGAAUUGAACUAGAGAGGGGAAAAGGAGAAGCUAAAAAGAAUUUGACUAAGGAAAAAAUGAAGUUCUCUGCGUUCCUCAAUGAGAUCACUCGGCAGGUUCUCAGCCCAAUGAGACUGACCACUCUUGGGGUUACAAAUGCUCAUGGAUUCCGGAGUACAGGGAGGGUCUCUGUUAGAUCUAGUAAAGGAGUAGAAAGCACAGAGAAACACACACAGCAGAGAAGUCGGCAUGCCAGUGCAGAGUCAGUUACGUCCAGCGAGCAUUCCCAUACCAGCAAACACUCAGGUCAUUGUCCCUCUAAAUCGCUCCGACACCAUCACCGUUCUCCGGACUCACCCCAUCGCAUAGACCACAGUCCUGGAAGCUGCAUUGAUGUUAGCUCUUUAAAAAGAAAUCACUCAUGGUCUCAAAAUUCCCAGCGCCGCUCCCAUUCACCGUCCUAUGGGCACAACCACCACCAUCACCGGAGAGACCAUCACACUUCCAGUCAUCAUUAUCACCAUGGCGACUGCCACAGCCCUUCUUAUCAACAUCACCACAGACAUCGCCACAGUCCUGUCUAUCCCCAUAAGGAUAAUUUCAGCCCAACUUACCAUUAUGAUGACCAUCAUCACAAAAGCCAUGACAACACAUCCCACCGCCGUCCCUCUGGAGACCAUCAUUGUGGAGACCACUCGAGCCAAAAUAACCAACCCGGAGAGCAUCACAGUGCAAAAAUAUAUCCGCAACAUGGCAACCACAAUAAAUCUUCUUUUCACCAUCAGCAUGGAGACCACCAAAGCCGUAGUCAAAUCAAUGAACAUGGUAACCACCACCUCACAACGGAACAUCGUAAAGGUCACCACACACCAACACAUCACCAUGGAGACCAUCACAGUUCAGCUCACCGCCGCCACAGCAACCAACCAAACAUUGAAGGCCCUAUGACACCACGUCACUACGGGGAUCACCACGGCUCAACAAUUCCUCAUAACCAUGGAAUCCACCAGCGUGGAGCUCACUUACAUCACCAUAGAGUACACCCCAGUGAAGCUCACCCGCAUCACCAUGGGGACCACCACAGUAAAUCUUGUAGGCCUCCCCAUGGAGACCAGAGUCCAGAUCAUAAGCGUCACCAUGGAGACCACCACAGUCCACACAAUCAGCAUCACCAGCGAGAUCGAGACACUUCAGACCUUCGAGUUACCCAUGGAGACCACCACAGCAAAGCUCAUCAGCAUCACCAUGUAAACCACCAAAGUAAAUCGAAUAGGCAUCCGCAGGAAGACCACCAUAGUCCAGACCAUAAGCACCAUCACAGAGAAAAGCACAGUGAAGCUCUUCAGUAUCACCACGGAGACCACCACAGUGUAGACCAUAAGCAUCACCAUGGAGAAAAGCCCAAUUCAGGGCAUGAGCAUCACCGUGGAGAAAAGCACAGUGGAGCUCAUCAGCAUCACCAUGGAGACCACCACAGUAAAGUUCAUCAGCAUCACCAUGGCAACCACCCCAGUCCAGAGCAUCAGCAUCACCAUGAUGACAAGCACAGUCCAGGCCAUCAGCAUCUCCAUGGAGACAACCAAAGUGAAGCUCAACAGCAUCACCAUGCAGACCACCGCAGUCCAGACCAUCAGCAUCACCAUGGAGACAAGCACAGUCCAGGCCAUCAGCAUCUCCAUGGAGACAAGCAAAGUGAAGCUCAACAGCAUCACCAUGCAGACCACCACAGUCCAGACCAUCAGCAUCACCACGGAGACAAGCACAGUCCACAGCAUCAGCAUCCCCAUGGAGACAAGCAAAGUGAAGUUCAUCAGCAUCACCAUGAAGCCCACCACAGUCCAGACCAUCUGCUUCACCACGGAGACAAGCAAAGUGAAGCUCAUCAGCAUCAUCAUGGAGACCACCACAGUAAAGCUCAUCAGCAUCACCAUGGCAACCACCACAGUCCUGACCAUCAACCUCAACUUGCAGACCAUCAGCAUCACCAUCGCGACCACCAUAGUGAAGCCCAUCAGCAUCACCAUGGAGCCCACAAUAAUCCGGACCAGCAUCACCAUGGAGAUCACCAUAGCAAAAAUGAUCAUCUGGAACAUCAACCUAAAUCCCAUUUUAAACAGCCACACUCUAAAAAUAAUGAUCUUGACCUUGACCACAACCGUCAGUUAGCCCCCUUCAGCUUUUCCCCUUCACAGAGGCAGCUGGAAUGUCUUUCAAGGAAGGCAGGGUCAGCAAGCAACACUAGCAGCCCUUCCAGUCAUGACGAGGAGCAGACAAGCUUCACUGGCUCAUCAUUACAUAAGGAAAAGGAACCCGAACUUGGUAGAAUCAAGGACCUUCAGGGUCAGAAUGAAGGACUGCAUCACAGUUUGCUGAAGACAGCAGUGAGAAUGGAGUGUUUAGGAGAAGAGUUCAUGAGCAGCCAAAAGCUUUUGGAGGCAGAACUUCAGAGGACACGUGUUGAGCUUGGCAACCUCACAGAGAAGUUUAAGAGACUACAUGACAACUGCUCCUCCACACAACAGACAAAUAACCUCCUAGAGCAAAAGCUUCAUUCAGUGGCUCAGAGCAUGGAAGGAGAACGUGAGAGGUUGAACCAGCGUAUUUCAGCACUGACGGAGAAGCUUGCAGAUGCUAAAUUUGCCAACAGUGUGGAACCAUUUAGUGUUACACCAGAGCUCCACAAAAGUGACCUCCAUUUUCAGUCCGAUGUUGCUGUCGAUCACAUGGUUCACCCCAUCACUCCCCCUCCGGUGCAGUUCAUGGACGGCCAUAAUAACUACGAAAAGGAGCCAUCCCUCGGGCCAGUUCUGGAGGAGGAGGAAUCGGACUGGUCAGAGAGGGGCGAUGAGACCCCACGAUUUACACUGACAGGAUCAAACAGAGGUGAAGUAUGGAGCCAGCGGGGAGCAGACGUGGACAAAGAUAGCGAGUCAGGGGGUGAGGAAAUUGUCAGACGACACUCUCAAUGCCCAAUGCAGGUACCGCACUUCCAGUUCACCAUUCACAACAAGGACCUGUCUGAUGGCAUGAGAGGCGAGGGCACAUACAGGUUCACCACAAGCCCGAACAUCGGCUCUGCCAUCCUGAUCCGUUCAGCGAGCCUGGAGGAAAUCCCCCUGGCUCGCCACCACACGCAGAAGGAGCUACGAGACACGGAGGCCAUGAUGGACCUCCACCAGCGAGGACACAAAGUUAUCAAGGAUUUAGAUAAUGAGAUCAUUCAUCACUGGAAAUCAAGCAACGAGCGGCCAAUAGAAAGCAGGAAAUCAGAGACGGAUAGCAGCCUGGCCACCCUGGAGUCGGCCGAGCGAAUGCUCAGUCAAUUCAUAUGUGGAUCGCCACCCGCUGAAGGUCAAGGGCACGGCAGGGCCGGGGUUCACGGCAGGGCUGGAGGUAUUCCAGAUGACGUGUUGAAAGGGGAGCGAACACAGCUGUGACCCACAUAUGAGUGCAACGUUCACUGGGUGUUAAAUAUAAUUGACUAAUCGUUAUUUAUCCUAAAAAGUUAAAUGGAGCUCUUGUGGCUUGGAGGUUUGGCCCCUCUAAUUAACAUUUAGUUUUAGAAGACUUAACCGUGGAGUCAAAACUGCAAUAAGUCUUCUGAGACACAAACACG
This is a messenger RNA of Gasterosteus aculeatus aculeatus (three-spined stickleback), 4002 nucleotides long. The record is from RefSeq and is a predicted model, not a curated record. Lineage: Eukaryota; Metazoa; Chordata; Actinopteri; Perciformes; Gasterosteidae.